Psammomys obesus (fat sand rat) is the source of this 4144-nucleotide messenger RNA. It is a transcript of the gene Mctp2, whose product is annotated as multiple C2 and transmembrane domain containing 2. Gene Ontology annotation, molecular function: calcium ion binding. Gene Ontology annotation, biological process: regulation of neurotransmitter secretion. The coding region runs from base 44 to 2692 and encodes 882 amino acids. The transcript is spliced from 22 exons. The record is from RefSeq and is a predicted model, not a curated record. Gene Ontology annotation, cellular component: synaptic vesicle membrane. NCBI's taxonomy places the organism in Eukaryota, Metazoa, Chordata, Mammalia, Rodentia, Muridae.
CACACUCUGAUGAGGAGUGGACUUCUUGAUUCUUCAUCCAGUUAUGGAUCUGGAUAAACCAUCCGUCUGGGGGUCAUUAAAACAGCGGACCAGACCCUUGCUGAUCAACCUGAGCAAGAAGAAGUCUAAAAAGACACCAAGUAAACCCUUGGAUUUAAGGGUGCAACAUCAACUGGACCGGCGCCUCAGCCUCUCGGUGCCUGACCUCCUGGAGGCAGAGGCCUUGGUUCCCGAGGGUCGACCUUACUCAGGGCCACAGUCGUCCUACACCUCGGUACCCAACAGCCUGUCUACUGCAGGCAUCGUUCCCAAGAGCAGCAGCAGCUCCCUGAAGCAGUCUGAGGAAGAACUGGACUGGAGCCAGGAGGAAGCAAGCCACGUCCCCUGGGCAGACACCGACUCUGAAGAGAUCUAUGCUUCUCCUGCAGAGGAGUGGCUGGCAGCCAGCCAGAAUGGCCUGGAAAUGCACAAACCGCCUCUUGGAGCAGAUGCUACUGCAGAGCCAGAGAAGACACGUGGCAAUGGGGAUCUGAAUGCUUCUAUGACAUCUCAGCAUUUUGAAGAACGAUCCACUCUUGGAGAAGCUGGUGAUUGCCUUAGUCACCUCCCCAGCCCCUUCGCAUACCUCCUCACCAUACACCUGAAGGAAGGCCGCAACCUCGUGGUUCGGGAUCGCUGCGGUACGAGUGAUCCGUAUGUGAAAUUUAAGCUGAACGGGAAGACACUGUAUAAGAGUAAAGUCAUAUAUAAAAACUUGAACCCAAUUUGGGAUGAGAUAGUUGUGUUGCCAAUACAAAGCCUUGAUCAAAAGCUCCGUGUGAAGGUGUACGAUCGGGACUUAACCAAGUCUGAUUUCAUGGGUUCUGCCUUUGUCAUUCUCAGGGAUCUUGAACUUAACAGGACAACGGAACGUAUUUUAAAAUUGGAAGACCCGAACAGUUUAGAGGAUGACAUGGGAGUGAUUGUGCUGAAUUUGAACCUAGUUGUAAAACAGGGUGAUUUCAAGAGGCAUCGUUGGUCAAAUCGGAAGCGGUUAAGUGCCAGCAAGGCCUCUUUCAUGCGCAACCUACGGCUCUCAGAGUCCCUGAGAAAGAACCAACUCUGGAAUGGGAUUAUAAGUAUAACACUGCUGGAAGGGAAGAAUGUCUCAGGAGGGAACAUGACAGAGAUGUUUGUCCAGUUAAAACUGGGAGACCAGAGGUACAAAAGCAAGACACUGUGUAAGAGUGCAAACCCGCAGUGGCAGGAACAGUUUGACUUUCACUACUUCUCUGACAGGAUGGGCAUUUUGGACAUUGAAGUGUGGGGAAAGGACAGCAAAAAGCGCGAGGAGCGACUGGGCACGUGUAAAGUGGAUAUCUCAGCACUCCCACUGAAGCAAGGCAACUGCUUGGAACUACCUCUGGAGAGCUGCCUCGGGUCUCUUCUUAUGUUGAUCACCCUGACUCCUUGCACUGGAGUCUCCAUCUCUGAUCUCUGUCUAUGUCCCUUUGAGGACCCCGGUGAAAGAAAGCAGAUUUCCCAGCGAUAUGCCUUACAGAACUCACUGCAGGAUGUGAAGGACAUUGGUAUUCUACAGGUGAAGGUUCUAAAAGCAGCAGACCUCUUGGCCGCUGAUUUCUCAGGGAAGAGUGAUCCUUUCUGCCUGUUGGAGCUGGGCAAUGACCGACUUCAGACACACACCAUUUACAAAAACCUCAAUCCUGAGUGGAACAAAGUUUUUACAUUCCCUAUUAAAGACAUCCAUGAUGUUUUGGAAGUGACGGUGUUUGACGAGGAUGGAGAUAAGGCCCCAGACUUCCUUGGAAAAGUUGCCAUCCCCCUGCUGUCUAUUAGGAUUGGACAACCAAAUUGUUAUGUGUUGAAGAAUAAAGAUUUAGAACAAGCUUUUAAAGGGCUUAUCUACUUAGAGAUGGACCUCAUCUAUAAUCCGGUCAAAGCAAGUAUCAGGACCUUCAGCCCAAGAGAAAAGCGCUUUGUGGAAGAUAGUCGCAAGCUGUCCAAAAAGAUCUUAUUAAGAGAUGUAGAGCGAGUGAAAAGACUCACGAUGGCAAUAUGGAACACAGCACAGUUCUUCAAAAGCUGCUUCCAGUGGGAGUCCACACUAAGGAGCACAAUAGCAUUUGUGAUGUUUUUGGUCACUGUCUGGAAUUUUGAACUCUACAUGAUCCCUCUGGCAUUGCUGCUCCUCUUUCUGUACAACUUCCUCAGACCCGUGAAAGGGAAAGGCAGCAGUACCCAGGACAGCCAGGAGAGCACAGACAGAGAUGAGGAGGAGGAGGACGAAGAGGAGGAAGAGGAGAAGGAAUCUGAAAAAAAAGGAAUAAUUGAGAGAAUCUAUAUGGUACAGGAUAUUGUUUCCACCGUCCAGAACAUUUUGGAGGAAGCUGCUUCUUUCGGGGAAAGGAUUAAGAACAUGUUUAACUGGACAGUCCCUUUCCUUUCACUGCUGGCCUGUUUGAUUCUGGUCAUAGCCACUGUCACUUUGUAUUUCAUCCCUCUACGGUAUAUCAUUCUACUCUGGGGCAUAAACAAAUUUACUAAGAAGCUUCGAAAUCCUUAUUCCAUAGACAAUAACGAGCUCCUAGACUUUCUCUCCAGGGUGCCCUCGGAUGUUCAGAAGGUGCAGUAUGCAGAGCUGAAGCCCUAUGGCAGCCACAGCCCGCUUCGGAAGAAGCGGAGUACUGUCUAGGGCUCAUGUUGACUGAACUCUCCAGCAUCCAAUGUGCAGCUGAUCAGACCUGUGUCCUGGCUGCUCUGUGUCCUGAAAUGGGUGCUCUGUGCAUCCCAUCACUCUCUGCUCUCUUCACAUAUACAGAUGCACACACCCCCGCACCCGAGUCCCCAUGCAUGGGUGUCCUAGACAGUCAAAAUGACAAAAGGCACUAAGUCUGAGACUGUGGUAGUCUCUCAUCCAUUUUAAGUAUAUAAAACAGGGUGUCCACAUGUCUGAGCCUUCUCCUUGAGAGCAACUAGAAGAUCAUGUGAUUCUAGAAUGACGCUGAACUUAUUUCAACACCUUAAGCAGAUUUUCACUAAGAUUCAGUUAUUUCUGGCUGAGGUUGGUAGCUUAUACUUAUAAACUUAACAACGAAGAGGCCAAGGCAGGUCAGUGUUGAAUGCAAUGUCAGCUCAGGAACUAUACCAUGUCAGCCUCUGCUCUGUACCAAAACUCUGUUUUAAAACCAACAGUUAACAGAGGUUCAGUUAUUUACAGUCUCGAUAUCCCUACUCAUUUCAGAUUAUUUUGCUACCAUCUCUCCAUCCAGAUGAUGUAUAUUUAAAAAAAAAACAAUGCUUAGUGAUUUCCAGAAUUAACCCAAAUAUUUACUAAUCUUUCAGCUGUGAUAAAUAAAUCUGUUUGUUUAUUUAUUUAUUUAUUUAUUGGUGUCCCCUUAGUAUUGGAUGCCAGCCUAUAUCACAUCUCAGCUGUUGUUGGCAAGGACUAUCCCUGAAGGUCCCAAGGAAUGACUCAUUGGAUUAAUAUGGCUUUUGUGAUAGUAUUUUGUUGCUGUAAAAUGUCAUUUCUUCCAACCUCCCCUUUUGCCUGCUACCAAAACAAAGAUAUUUGUAUCAAAUAUGCAUUCUCAGAGAGAAGGUGGAGGUUGGAGCAGAUGAACGAGUAAAUUCAGAAAGUAUUUAGGAAUAUCAAAGUAUGAAGAGGCUUUACUAACACUCUUGGUGAGAUAUAAUCAUUUCAGUUGCCAGAUGUUUUGAGCAGACAGUUAAAAUGUUUUUGGCUGUCUGAGUUUGCUUUUUGUUUUUCUGAGGGUCAAAAUAAGGUAAAGACAGUAGAAGCUUAUUUCAAAACCCUGUGAAUACAAAACAAUCGCCAAAAAGUCUUCUGUAGAUAACCUCUGAGUCCUGAGCACCCUACAACUCCAUAGCACACCCUGCCAAGCUUAAAACAAUUAAUUUUGUGCAUGUAGAAAAUGUGUACAAGUAGCUUUGUGUCAGAAUGAUAUUUAAGCUUUAAAAUCUGUAUUUCAUCGACACAUAUUUGCUGAAUGUAGGUUUGUAUAUGUAUUGUAAAGAAAAGUUGGGGUUAAAAAGACCCAAUUUACUUCUGUUCAGUUCUUUUGUUUUGUCAUUGUUUCUGCAUUGUUCAAACAAAAUGUUUUAUGAAAAAUGCCAAAGAUUCUAA